This is a messenger RNA of Aspergillus affinis, 2721 nucleotides long. It is a transcript of the gene schA, whose product is annotated as serine/threonine protein kinase SCH9. Gene Ontology annotation, molecular function: protein serine/threonine kinase activity; ATP binding. The coding region runs from base 1 to 2721 and encodes 906 amino acids. Gene Ontology annotation, biological process: protein phosphorylation. The record is from RefSeq and is a predicted model, not a curated record. The transcript has 2 exons. Lineage: Eukaryota; Fungi; Ascomycota; Eurotiomycetes; Eurotiales; Aspergillaceae.
AUGACUAACCGCCUCCACAGUCACGGUCUGCAUGACGACGACAACCAGGAUCAGAUCGGUUCCAAAAGUCCCAGUCCGACGGGAGUCGUUACACCGCAACCCGAUCCUUCAGACAAACGUCUGCCAUCCAUAAUGCACAACUUCCUUCAGGUUGGUGUUCCCUCUGGUGAUCAACCCAACCCCUCCAAACCACGGACCUUUCCUUCUGAGACUCCUGCCUCCGUGUACUAUGUACAGUCGAAUGCGCCUACGACACGGACACGGGAUCACCGAAGUUCCGGCCAUUCUUCCUCCUCCUCCUCCUCCUCCUCCCCAGGCUCUUAUGUCAUGACGGGACGCGACGCGGCUUCGGAGAUGAGGUCGUCGCUCGCUGCCCGAGACAAUCACUUUGUAACGCCGGAGAAUUUGCCCCCGACGAAUCUACCAACCCCUCCUUACUGCUCCGCAUCUUCCCUUCUUCAGAAAGACUCGGACGAGGCGGAAUUGGGGUCUUCGGGCCCCGACAAGAGCAUGGGGUCGAUCUUUAAUGCGUUAAAGAAUUAUCUCUCCCCUUCGGGGAACUCCUCCCCUGAGCCUCCCGCCCGCCGCCACACCUCUCACCCAGUCUCGAGCAUCUCGGGCGAUCCAGUCCUUGCCACCCACUUCUCCAACCCUACCCUCUCGUGCACUGCAGAUGCCCUGUGUUUGCCGGAAGCUCCCCUCUUCGACCAUGAGAAGCCACUCGUUUCUACGUCUUCUGAGAACCUUGCGAAGCUAACUGGAAAUGUGUCUGAUCUUUCGCAUUUAAAGAAUACGCCCCCUCUCACGCCGCGGGCCAUGUCCAACGAAGGUUCUCAAGUCGAUAAGAAACCCAACACCUCCGCGCCCCCCACUUCGGAGCCCACGCAAUCCGACGAGAUCGCCAAGUCCACCGACGAGAUCGCGGGCAAGCUCAACGAGGCCUUCCCGUCUCCGUCCGAAAGCCCUCAACCGACCACUGAACCGCCCGUUGGCUCGCUCAAGGGACAGCUUUAUGUCAACAUCUCCCAGGCUCGAGGACUCCGACCGGGUUUCGAUCCUUACGUGGUCUGUGUGUUUGAAUGGAAUGAGUGCAUCUCGAAAAGCGCCCAAGAUGAAGAAGAAGCCUCGAUAGAACGCCAGCAAAAGGAGCAAGAAAAGUCGGAGCUUGAGACUGGUCGACCCAUGGCCAUUCCCAUGAAAAGCCGCCAAAGUAGCAACAACAGUGCCCUCGAUGGCCCUGAUCACAGGAUUCGGGCCCCGGUUACUGACCCCCACUGGAACCACGAAGCUACCUUUGAUGUGCUCGGUGACAAAUCCGAGGUCGACAUUUCGGUCUACGACCGUAAAGAUCAGGAAGCGUUCUUGGGCCAUGUCCGACUCUGCGUCAACCUCAACGAAGAUAACAGCCGGCUGGAAGGAUGGUUCCCGUUAAAGGCUCGGGGAGCCGGUGACUCGCAAGUAUCUGGCGAGAUUCACCUGGAAAUGCGGUUUGAGAGAACGGAGAAGAAGCAGGUGGGCCCUAAUGACUUCCAGAUUCUGAAGCUUAUCGGGAAGGGCACGUUCGGCCAAGUCUACCAAGUCAAGAAGAAGGAUACGCGCCGAAUCUAUGCGAUGAAGGUCCUGUCGAAGAAGGUGAUCAUCCAGAAAAAGGAAGUGGCUCACACUCUCGGGGAGCGAAACAUUCUGGUCCGCACGGCAAUGGCCGCGUCUCCCUUCAUCGUUGGCCUCAAGUUCUCCUUUCAGACCCCCACGGAUCUCUAUCUGGUGACGGAUUAUAUGUCGGGCGGUGAACUGUUCUGGCAUCUGCAAAAGGAGGGGCGCUUCCAAGAAGCUCGCGCCAAGUUCUACAUCGCCGAGCUGAUCUUGGCUCUCCAGCAUCUGCACGAGCACGACAUUGUCUACCGCGACCUCAAGCCCGAAAACAUUCUACUCGAUGCAAACGGUCACAUUGCUCUCUGCGAUUUCGGAUUGUCUAAAGCGAAUCUUACCCAGAACGACACUACCAACACUUUCUGUGGUACCACGGAAUACCUGGCUCCGGAGGUGUUGCUCGAUGAGCAAGGAUACACCAAGAUGGUUGAUUUCUGGUCGCUUGGUGUCCUUGUCUUUGAGAUGUGCUGCGGCUGGAGUCCUUUCUACGCCGAAGACACGCAGCAGAUGUACAAGAACAUCGCCUUCGGCAAGGUCCGGUUCCCGCGAGACGCUCUCAGCACGGAGGGAAGGAACUUCGUCAAAGGCUUGCUGAACCGGAACCCGAAACACCGACUCGGGGCCAAGGGCGAUGCUAAGGAGCUCAUGGAGCACCCCUUCUUCCACGAUGUCGACUGGGAGGCCUUGUGCCGUAAGGAAGUCAUUCCGCCUUUCAAACCGAUCCUCAAGUCCGACACGGAUACCUCCAACUUCGAUCCUGAGUUUACCAAUGCGCUCAAUGCCUCACUGAAUGACCGAGCGGCCGCCGUUGCCAACGGCUUUAUGACGGCGUCGACACCGCUCUCACCAGGCAUGCAAGCUAACUUCAAGGGUUUCACGUUCGUCAACGAGAGUUCGAUCGAUCAUCACAUGAAGAACGAGCCCGGCGACCACAUGGACGAAGACACGGAAACGUGGCACCGGUCCCAUCGCAAGCAGAACUCGACAGACCACCGCAUGAGUGGCGUCCAGAAGACCAGCGAUGGCGGAGAGCCCGGCAUCUUCAACGUUGAUGACAAUUUUGACAUGUGA